This is a messenger RNA of Linum trigynum, 375 nucleotides long. NCBI's taxonomy places the organism in Eukaryota, Viridiplantae, Streptophyta, Magnoliopsida, Malpighiales, Linaceae. The record is from the annotation of a GenBank genome assembly.
AUGUCUCACUCGGUUGACUACCUCUCACUGUCCUGGCAGGACACCUUGCUUGUGGGCAAUCCGAACCGGAAGGUUGGAGAAUCGAUCCAGUCGGGUGUUAACUCCGAUGACCUGCUCCUCAAGGUGGGUGACUCGGUCCAAAAAUUGACUCCGGAUGAGGAACCGACUCCAGCUGAUGUUGAUAUUGAUGGUGGUGGUGGUACGGCACGACGGCGGCGGCGACCUCAGGCUCGAGUAGCCGGCUGCUCGGGAGGAGGAAGACCUAGUGGUUUAAAAAGACCCUCAAUGUAUCGGUAUGGUCCAAAGACGUUGAGAAACCGCCUGGCACUCAACGUCGCAUCCCAGAAUCGGCUAGAGUGCCCCUGCUUCGUGUAG